This is a messenger RNA of Ilex paraguariensis (yerba mate), 738 nucleotides long. The record is from the annotation of a GenBank genome assembly. Lineage: Eukaryota; Viridiplantae; Streptophyta; Magnoliopsida; Aquifoliales; Aquifoliaceae.
AUGUGCACGCUAGAGAAGCGAGGCAACAUCUUCAUCCUAACCCUAACCGGCAACGAUGAGCACCGGUUAAACCCUACCCUAAUCGACUCCAUCAGAGCCGCUCUCCAGCGAGUCCGAUCCCAAGCGAAUGGUCCAUCAGCUCUAAUCACCACGGCGCAAGGCAAAUUCUUCUCCAAUGGCUACGACCUCGCAUGGGCCCUAUCCGACAAAUCUCGCCUCAAAUUCAUGUCCUCCAAGCUCCGAUCUCUCGUCUCCGACCUAAUCACACUUCCGAUGCCCACCAUAGCCGCCGUCACCGGCCACGCCUCCGCCGCUGGCUUCGUUUUGGCUCUGAGCCACGACUACAUUCUAAUGCGCAAAAAUAGAGGGUUUCUCUACAUGAGUGAGCUAGAUAUUGGGUAUAAAGUUCCGGCUUGGUUCAUGGUUCUGUUGAAGUGCAAGGCCGGGUCGCCGGCGGCUUGGCGGGAGGUGGUGUUGAAGGCGGCUAAGUUGAGGGCUGAUGUGGCGGUUGAGAUGGGAAUUGUUGAUUCGGCACAUGAUAACCCGGCUGAGACGGUGGUGGCUGCGGUGAAGUUGGGGGAGGAUCUGGUGUUGAGGAAGUGGGAUGGACAUGUUUAUGGUGAGAAUAGGAAGACUAUGCUUGCUGACGUGUUGGCUAAGCUUGGUUUUGAUGAGACUGUGGAGGUUGGUGACAAUGAGACUCCUCCUUCUACGACCAAACAUGUCUCGAGACUUUGA